UUGGUGGCUGAACACAUAGUUCUGCAUCUGUAUGGAAGGCCAUCCUUCUUUCCCUUCGUUACGAGUUCUCUCGGAGAAGUACCCUAAGCAGUCACAGUCAUUGUUUCAAGCCUACAACGAUAUUCUGUAUGCCCAGCAAUGGAUUGAUGUCGAGGUGAAAGAUAUUUCUGAAGCUGGAAGAGCCGUAAUUUCCGGCAAAAUAUCUGCAGAAGAUAUCUCUCGAGUUGUCGUUCCGUGUUCUCUGGCAGAGACGUUUACCAUCGAUUGGCUUAAGAAACUUUAUAUCCACUGCAGCCCUCAGACUAGAGAGUUUUUGUUGGCGAUAGUUAGCGAUGAUUCCUCACUGGUGUAUUACAAGAUUAGUAAGGGAAUUGUCAAGCCCCCGAUGUGACCAAUCAUCCUAUGGCAGCCAGUCCUUGUGGCAGCGUGUUUAAUUAUGUCUGCUCGGUGAUCGAUUCCUCCCCAGGAAGCAUGCUAUAGCUUGACUGGUCCUCUCCUCGGGACUCAGUUGCUUUGGCUGCUUCGAGCUCGACUGCUGAUUCAUACGGCAAUGCUGAUGCACACGCUGCGCCAAGAACAAAUGCAAUACCAGAAGCGUACACUGGCAGGGAUGUUGAUAUUGAUAGCAAUGGGCCACCAAU
Molecule: messenger RNA, 641 nt
Organism: Cantharellus anzutake
Lineage: Eukaryota; Fungi; Basidiomycota; Agaricomycetes; Cantharellales; Hydnaceae
Product: tRNA intron endonuclease
Exons: 5
Coding region: 32-391 (119 amino acids)
Biological process (GO): tRNA splicing, via endonucleolytic cleavage and ligation
Molecular function (GO): nucleic acid binding
Source: RefSeq, a predicted model, not a curated record